Molecule: messenger RNA, 1995 nt
Organism: Acanthaster planci (crown-of-thorns starfish)
Lineage: Eukaryota; Metazoa; Echinodermata; Asteroidea; Valvatida; Acanthasteridae
Product: histone-lysine N-methyltransferase SMYD3-like
Cellular component (GO): nucleus; cytoplasm
Molecular function (GO): histone deacetylase binding
Source: RefSeq, a predicted model, not a curated record
UUCCUUUUUCAAGUCGCCAAAUAUUGAUAAAAAUUAAGUACAUGUACACGUGUGUAUUAACAGACUACAUGUAUACUGAAGGCCACGUUCACGAAAAAUGGCCGAAGUGAGCGAGAAAGUCGAGAUUUUCUCGGACAAGAAACGAGGAAGGGGCGUCAGAGCCACCACUUUUAUUGAACCAGAAACAGUUCUGUUGAUCGAGAACCCAUACUUGUUGACUUUAGAGGAGGACUACCGACGCAACAGGUGUAGUUAUUGCUGCAAAGAACGAGGAAAGUUGAGAGCUUGUGGUGGCUGUAGCUUUGUGUAUUAUUGUGACCGACAAUGUCAGGCUUCCAACUAUUCCGAUCAUCAGUACGAGUGCAAAUACUUGAAGAUGGCCAGUGCUGGGGGCGACAUCAGGGUACGGACAAGGACACUCCUGGUGACCCUCCAAAAACAUCUGAAAACUGUGAAGAAGCGAUCCCAGAAUGUUGCUACCCACAAUGCACGGGGUUUUCCACUUACACCUGAGAUACUGUACAAGAAGAUGGCUGAUGAAAAAACCAGCCCCGAACCGGACAUGGAGCGAUUGUGGGAGUAUGCGGCGUCUAAACAUCUCCCAGUGACGGAAGACCUGAUGCAGACAUUUGAAGGAAUUCUGAAUGCCAACAUGUUCUCUGUCCGUGACGGCAAAGCUCGAUGUAAAGUCAUUGGAGAGGGACUCUACACCAGGAUGGCCAUGUUCAACCACUGCUGUCGUCCAAACUGCACCUUCACCUCUGACAACCGGGAGCUCAAGAUUGCCAGCAUCCGGCCGAUUAGCCCUGGGGAGGAGUGUACCAUCAGCUAUCUGAACCUCAUGGCGCCGACCAGUUCUCGUCAGAGCAAAUUGAGAAAGUGGUACGACUUUGACUGUGACUGUAAACGCUGCAUUCAAGACAUAGAUAAGGACAGGUUAAUGUACGCUAUAAAAUGCCCACAGAUGAACUGUCGGGGGUCUGUGUUGCCAUGGAAACCGUCAGAUAGUCUGAGUGGUCAGUAUCUAGCCUGUGAUGCGUGUGGCUUUGACAUCAGCACUUCUAAGCUACCAGAUCAGAUCGUACGGACAGAGAUGGAAGUGGAGAGUUUCCUGUCCCGGAAGAAGGAUUAUGAUUACCCAGGCCAGUAUCUUGAGGAGUGCGGUCCCAUCCUGGCGCGCUUGGAUGACGUCUACCAGCCGUACCACAGGCGGGUUUACCAAGUCGUCAAGACGGCCUUGAAGGCUGCCCUCAAGCUGGACGAAGCCGAGACAGCGUUGCAGUACGGCACCAGGAGUCUUGUCGCUUUGAGAACUCACCUGGAUUCAUGCGACACUUUGCUGGGGUUCAACUUGUGGCAGGUCGGUCAGCUACAAGCCCGGCUGGGGAUGAACCUGAAGGCCGUCCACACGCUGGAAGAGGCACUACGGACACUGAGGAUUGCUUACGGGAGCCACCAUGCUGUCACUGUGGAGGCCCAGGAACUGCUAGCUAUGUUAAAGUCAGGGAAAGACCAUCUAGCACUGCUGUCUGACACCAGCCAGACAGGAGGGCACUGUCAGGGUUCCAAUGCUGUGGAGAAUUGAGGAAUCUCCAGCCAGCUACAUACUCAGGUAUCAAACAGGGACAACUCGAGGUUGAAGUUUAACAGAGGAAUUAGAAGCUACAGAGAUUAUUAUCCAGCUCAAUUGAAAUGUUCUUAUUCAGUGUCUUAUAUUGACCAGUAAAUUCCAAUUAUUCCUUAGAAAGUUGGUAAUCUUGUAUUUCUUGCAGGCUUUUACAUUAAUGGUGGAAUAUCUGUAAUUUGGCAAAUGUGCAAAUCCGAGAUGAAUUGAAGUAAAAUUGAAGUAUAUUUUCUAUCAGAAUUUUAAACGUAGUUGUUGGGUAAAAAUUUCAUAUUUUUAUCAAUGCUUACUGAAGCGUGUAGUUGAAGUGUUUCUACGAAGACUGGAAAUUAAUGGUAAGCAAAUGAACUAAUUUGUGUCUUAUGGCCAGU